Molecule: messenger RNA, 1509 nt
Organism: Styela clava
Lineage: Eukaryota; Metazoa; Chordata; Ascidiacea; Stolidobranchia; Styelidae
Product: E3 ubiquitin-protein ligase FANCL-like
Biological process (GO): protein monoubiquitination; interstrand cross-link repair
Cellular component (GO): Fanconi anaemia nuclear complex; nucleus
Molecular function (GO): ubiquitin protein ligase activity
Source: RefSeq, a predicted model, not a curated record
CUUGCUAACACACUUAUUUUGUGAUGGUAAUUUUCUUUAUCUAUUUUCAUUGAUUAGACAAUUUAUGCUGCUGCAAAAUUGAAUAUCUUACAUAAUCAAAUUUUCUGAUUGAGUAUGCUUUCAUCAUCAAUAAAAUUUCAAUCAAGUUUCAAAAUAUUUUCUAUUUCGUUAAUCAUUGUAUUGUUUGUUAUUUUGUUUACCCAAAAAGUUUCCACCAUUACUUUCUUACGGUGUAUUUUUUAUUUCGUACUUGAUCACAAGUGUGUAACUGAAUUUCUUUUUUGUUUAAUAUUGUGAUUGUAAAUAAAUUUCUACAGUGAUUUGUGUAAGAUGAAUUUUUCUGAGUCAAAGAAAAACAAGUUUACUAAUAUAUUGCUGUUCCCAUCCAACUGUAAUGAAACACAUUAUCAUGGAUUUAUUGAAGCUAACGGUGUUGAAUAUUACAUUGAACUUAUGUUUACAAAGCCAUUUCAGAACGCGAGGGUCAAAUGUGAAUACAAGUUGCAACAAAGACUGAAAGAUUAUUCUGAUGAUAUCAAGAAUAGUUUGAAGAAAUCUAAAACCCCUCAGGAAUUUGCAAAGCUGUUACAAAAUCUUCUCUGUAGAGUGACAGAACCAUUAAAAGAAGUUCUGUCAGUUGAAUACACUACCACACUUGUCAAGCAUAUUGAGGAUGUUGGUUGGUCAGCUAUAAAAGAUGUAAAUAAUGAUUUUACUCGUAUCACACUCUCAGCUAGAGAUGUAGCUGGCAGAGAGCAUGAACUGGUAUUACAUCCUUCUGAUUUUCCAAAACAAUGUCCUGAAGUAACAUCUGACCUACCAUACCCUUUCCGACCUCAAUGGGGUGGAAUAUUCUCCAGUUUAAAGUCAAUUUAUCAACAAUUUAUUGAAGUAUUGCUGAUUUAUCAACGAUUCUGGGACGAAGUUGAGGAAUUACAACAAAAAUGUUGGAUUCUUGAGCCAGACAAACCAAGCUAUAGAGUGAAAGAUUAUAGAAUAUAUUUUGGUGCUAGCAGUUCCAUAUUAAUCACCAUUGAUCCAGUUCAUCCAGAAAAUAUUCCAGAAUGCCGAUUCAUGGGAGCAGAAGCUUCUUUUAUGCCAAUUAGACAAAAAUUUAUGAAAAAUAUACAAGAUUGGAAUGGAACAUUGUCAAUACUCCAAAAUUUGAAAAAUAUUCUUCAAAUUGAUUUCCCACGAAAGAGCAAAAAUCAAGCAUUUGAUGUCACUCUUCAGUGUGGAAUUUGUUACGAGUAUAAACUGGUGAACAAUAUUCCUGAUCAGGCGUGUAAUGAACCAAGAUGUGGACAGCUCUUUCACAAAGUUUGUCUCGUUGAGUGGAUACAAAGUGUUCCUGGAGCAAAGCAAAGUUUUCAAACACUGUUUGGCGAAUGCCCUUAUUGCAAUAAUUCCAUCACAGUUAAACUUUGAUAGUAGAGAAAAUGAUAUCUUGAAUGGUUGUGAAUUUUUUAUUUAUCAAAGUUCCAAUAACAUAGGAUGCUUAUCAGCUUG